This is a messenger RNA of Rhododendron vialii, 906 nucleotides long. RefSeq names its product PLASMODESMATA CALLOSE-BINDING PROTEIN 5-like. Bases 167 to 766 code for a protein of 199 amino acids. NCBI's taxonomy places the organism in Eukaryota, Viridiplantae, Streptophyta, Magnoliopsida, Ericales, Ericaceae. The transcript has 3 exons. The record is from RefSeq and is a predicted model, not a curated record.
CUCUCUCUCUCUCUCUCCCUUCCUGUUUGUUUUCCCAUCUCUCUUCUCUCAAGACACCAACGGUUGCAUUCCUAGGGUGUAACUCCCCAUUAUUACCAUCGCAAAAUAAAAACCACCCACAAACCCCUCCGCUCCCCUUCCCACGUCUCCCCUCUCUCUCUCUCCAAUGGCUAUUCCCCUCUCUCCCUCUCUCAUCCUCUCCCUCAUCUUCCUCACGACAACACACUUACUCCACUCCCCCUCCCACGCCUCCCCUCCCGCACUCAACCGCCUCCGCCUGCGAACCGCCGUCACACAGACCGCCAGCGCCGCCUCCAACGGCGGAGCGGCGGCGACGGUGCAGCUGUGGUGCGUGGCGAAGAACAACGCCGAGGACUCGGCCCUCCAGAGCGCGCUUGACUGGGCCUGCGGGUCGGGGAAGUGCGAUUGCGGGCGCAUCCAGCCAGGCGGGCCCUGCUACGACUCGGCCGACUUGCUGAGUACGGCGUCGUAUGCCUUCAAUGAUUACUUUCUCAAGAACGGCUUGACGGAGGACAGCUGUAACUUUAACGGCGUGGCUGCCCUCACCUCUCUCAAUCCAAGUCAUGGUAGCUGCAAAUUCCCAUCCAGCCUUGCAGUGAACAAUGGAAGCGUUGCAGGGUCGACAAUACUAGGAUUAAGCCCAGAUAGUGAAGAUAUAAGUGGUGGCGACAACGUUAAUACCGGUAAAUUGUGCUGGGCCUUUAUCACCUUCCAUUUGUUGUAUGCAAGUUUGCAACUGCAUUGAACUUUGCGGACUACAAACAUCUACCUAGAAGCAGUGCAAAAGCAAAGGCUGUUGUUUGUGGAGUUAGAAUUUAGGUAUUUUUUUCCGCAGAUUCUCCUAAACUAGGUUGAAAUCAAUGAAAAAUCGUUCAUUACUCGUUA